Crotalus tigris (Tiger rattlesnake) is the source of this 4075-nucleotide messenger RNA. It is a transcript of the gene PISD, whose product is annotated as phosphatidylserine decarboxylase. Gene Ontology annotation, cellular component: mitochondrion. Bases 1339 to 2463 code for a protein of 374 amino acids. The record is from RefSeq and is a predicted model, not a curated record. Gene Ontology annotation, biological process: phosphatidylethanolamine biosynthetic process. Gene Ontology annotation, molecular function: phosphatidylserine decarboxylase activity. The transcript has 7 exons. Lineage: Eukaryota; Metazoa; Chordata; Lepidosauria; Squamata; Viperidae.
UACAACCAUUCAUUUAGUGACUGUUCGAACGGAAACAAGUGAGUUAUGACCAUUUUUCAUCCUUAUGAACGUUGCAGGGUCCCCAGGGUCCCGUGAUCAAAAUGGCAUGCCUUUAAGAUGGCUGCAACAUCCCGGAAUCAGAUGAUCCCCUUUGUGACCUUCUGACAAGCGAGUUGUUAACAACCCAGUUACUAACCUAACAACUGCAGCGACUCCCUUAACAACUGUGGCAAGAAAGGUCAUAAAAUGAGGCAAAACUCACUUAACAACUGCCUCGCUUAGCAACAGUCAUUUUGGGCUCGUAAAUUUUGUGGUCAUAAGGCGAGGACUGCCUGUAUGUGCCCAGUUGAUUUUGUUCAAGGAGGAAGGGUUCGUUCUCCGGCCUGCUGCUUCUCUCCGGGCUCCCUCCCUUCCGAAUCAUACGGGCCCUUGAAUGCUGCUGGCAAUAUUUGGCGACCAGAAACCAACUCCUUGUUUUCUUCAGCCAAACUCAGCCGUGGCUUUCUGGAGAGUGACGUCCUUUCUCAUCAGGCUUCUGGUGUGGUUUUUGGCCCCUUGUCUGGCGCCAGCUCAGAUACCUGCCACGACUUGCAAUCUUGGGGAGACGAGGGUCCUCCCGAUGAACCUUCUGUGCUGUUGCCUGCCCUGCUUGGUUAUCAAUAUGCUGCUGAUUCCCAUUCCUUCUGUCGCUGGAAAAUGUUUGCAGAGAGGUUGAUUCUCUGGGCCUGGGCCAGGGGGGCCUCACAGUGCCUGGCGUGAGAAUCCCUCACUGGCCUCCAGCCGGCCUCGGCUGGACAAGAAGGCAUUCUUUGGCCCUGGGAGUGCCGCAUGCGUUACCGGGUCUUGCACGCCUGCCCAGAACCAGCCAGGCUGUCAUUUACUGCAGUGCAGCGUUGAGGCGAGAAUUGUCUCCCCUCCUCCUGGCCAGCCAGCCUCACUCACCUCCAGCCCGGCUUUAGGGGAGAGAUGCCUGCAGCUGGCCAGACGAGCCGCUGCUGACCGUGGGGCUUCCCUCUCGCCCCAGACUCUUCCGAGAAGCAGCCCAGCUCCCAUGGCAGCCCCCCGGCUGAAGCGGGGCCGGCGCACGUGUGUGUGGGGGAGAGGAGCAUUUGCUUGUCUCUGCAGAAGGAUGUGACCCGGUACCUGUUUGUUUGCACUAGUUGAGACCAUCCUAAGAACAAGAGGCAAGGCCAGUCGGAGGACAGACCUGCAGGAGAACUUGGGAGCCGUGACUGCGCCUCCUCCUUGCCUCCCCCUCCUUUCCCGCUGCCGGAGCCAGGGGGGGAAAGAAGCAAGAGAGAGAGAGAGAGGAACUGAGUCUCAGCCUGACAGCCCAGGAUGUGUCAGUCAAGCGCCCUGCAGGGACCAGAGCUGCACUCAGGGAAAUGGUUGCAAUUUCCCCAGCUGGCCCUGAGGCGGAGGUUGGGCCAGCUGAGCUGUAUGUCUAGGCCUGCUCUGAGACUCCGUUCUUGGCCUCUGACUAUUCUCUAUUAUCUCCUGCCUUUCGGUGCUCUUAAACCUUUGACCAGAGUGAGAUGGAGGCCUGUGAGCCGGGUCUCCUUGUACAAGUCGGUGCCAACCCGCCUGCUCUCCCGUGCGUGGGGCCGGCUGAACAACGUGGAGCUGCCCACCUGGCUUCGGAAGCCCGUCCUCAGCCUCUACAUCUGGACCUUUGGGGUGAACAUGAAGGAGGCGGCCGUGGAGGACCUCCAUCACUACCGCAACCUGAGUGAAUUUUUCCGACGGAAGCUGAAGCCCCAGGCACGGCCCGUCUGCGACCGGCACAGCGUGGUCAGCCCUUCGGAUGGGAAGAUCCUCAGUUUUGGGCAAGUGAAGAACUGUGAAGUGGAGCAAGUCAAAGGCAUCACUUACUCUCUUGAGUCCUUCCUGGGUCCCCAUGCCAAUCACGACAGCUGCCAAAAUAAUCCAACCUCCUGUUGCGACUCCUUCCAAAAACAGCUGGUCACAAAAGACACCAACGAGCUCGUCCAUUGUGUGAUUUACCUGGCCCCCGGAGACUACCACUGCUUCCACUCGCCCACCGACUGGAAGGUCUCUCAUCGGCGUCACUUCCCAGGUGCCCUGAUGUCUGUGAACCCUGGCGUAGCACGUUGGAUCAAAGAACUCUUCUGCCAUAACGAGCGAGUCGUCCUGUCGGGCUACUGGAAACACGGCUUCUUUUCCCUGACAGCAGUGGGCGCUCAGAACGUGGGAUCCAUCCGCGUUUACUGCGAUCAGAAGCUGCAGACCAACAGCCCUCGCUACAGCAAAGGAUCCUACAACGAUUUCAGCUUUGUAACCGGCAAGAACGACGAAGGCGUUCCGAUGAGGAAAGGAGAACAUUUAGGCGAAUUUAAUUUAGGCUCCACCAUUGUUCUGAUCUUCGAGGCGCCCAAAGACUUUAACUUCUACUUGAAGCCUGGCCAGAAGAUACGCUUUGGGGAGGCUUUGGGGUCCCUCUAAGGUCUCCGUGGUCAGAGGGGAGGGGCUUUCCUGUGGACAGGGACUCCGUUCAUACAAGGAAGCCUUCUGAAUGGUGGAGUAUUGCUCAGCAGGACCUGAGUGCAGAGAACGAGUCCUUAGCCUUAACCUGGGGGUGCCGGGCUAGUCUCCUCGGGAGGGUUGCGGAUUGGUCGGGGACUGUGGCCUUCAUGGAUGUUGACCGGGUGGCUUUUCUUCCCUCUGGGCUCCGGAGUUUCUUCCUCUGGCUCCACGUGCAGUGCAGUGAAGAGGAAGAGGAAAGGUAGAAGGAAGCUCUCUUCUUUAAAGGGACAGCAUCCAACUGGCCUCAUUAACCCUCAAAUUCAAAUUAUCCACACCAAUUUUUCAAUCCAAUCCUAGCGAAGGGGGAGGGCUAAGCAGAAAAAAUGCAGCUUGGAAUCCAAUUAAGAAACCUGCUAAAAACCUCGUCGUCUCCCUUUAAAGCAGAGGUUUGUGCUCUGUCUGAGCCCCCAACAUUGUGUCUGUGUUCAGCACUUCACCUGAGGUGGCUUUGGAUCGGGGGAGCCGAGCAGACCUCUUCCUCUAGCUGACUCCAACUUCCGAAACUAUCUUGCUGUGCUGGGCCUUCCCUUUUUCUGUGUUGCCCAGGGGAUAUCAGAUGCUGUCUCAAGAACCUGACUUGCAAAAACACACACCAGCCCCACUACAAGGGAUUCCCUGUGUGCAGGGAAGUGGCAAGGUGGGCUCUGCCCAGGAUUACUUAAAAAACAUCAUUAGGAACAUUGAAUAAUUCUCAUGUCUUCCCCCAUGUAUUCACUUCAAGUUCUCUGCUGGAGCUGUUCCAAGAAUGAGGCCGAGGAAGAAUCAAAAUUGAUCACUAUAAAUUCUCCAAUUUGCCCUAAAAUAUCUUUUAUGGGCUUCAGACUUUGGGGUUAUGGCCAUAGAAAAAAAGGAGAGCUGUCUCUCCCUUGUUUCCAUGGCCAGUAGUUUUCAGAGACAAACUGCUGUAGCUAAAUGUAGAGCAGAACUUGAUCAGACACGUCCUGUGUGUGACGCUGCAUACCUAUGAUAAGGGCCUUUUUCUGUGGCUGCGAGGAAUGAAAAGCAGAAAGUGGUCCUUUGUGAUCCCUUCCUUCCUUCCUUCCUUCCUCCCCUUCCUUCCCACAAGGCAGAAGCAAAGUUCUUAACCAGAAAACAGCUCCUCCAACAUCAUCCUGUGCUCUGCUGCCCUACCGCCCCAGGAAGUCACUAGGAGCCACACGAUAGACAGCCGUGCCUUGCUCUAUCAGUGGAGAGGAAUUGUUGCUUCUCUUUGCUAGCACUGCAGUCCGACUCUGAGCCUUCCGUUUCCCUGUUGCUCUGUUCUGCUGUACAGGAGCCCCUUCGCUUGGUCUCCGUCAGAAGGUGGUUCUGGACCAGGUCCUGUGAAACUCUGGGCUCGGGGGGGGGGUGUCACACAAACCCUAAACAGAUGGGAGUGGGUUUCUUGGUGACGCUGUGAAUUUCUCCAACAUGGAGAAUCCUUUUAUUUUUCAACUGUAUCAGUAGCACAGUAUUUUUGUAUGUCAAAAUGUACAACUUAAGACAUUAACUCAUGGCAAAUGUUUUAAAAUAAAAAUGAGAACUGACCAUG